Mercurialis annua (annual mercury) is the source of this 2669-nucleotide messenger RNA. RefSeq names its product AP2-like ethylene-responsive transcription factor ANT. Bases 366 to 2438 code for a protein of 690 amino acids. The transcript has 9 exons. Lineage: Eukaryota; Viridiplantae; Streptophyta; Magnoliopsida; Malpighiales; Euphorbiaceae. The record is from RefSeq and is a predicted model, not a curated record. Gene Ontology annotation, molecular function: DNA-binding transcription factor activity; DNA binding. Gene Ontology annotation, biological process: regulation of DNA-templated transcription.
UCUCAAACAAAAAAAAAGAACACAGAUCCCUAUGGAAUGCAGGGGUGCUACCCAGCAUUGUUUAUUAUAAUUCAUUCCUUUUGUUUAGUUUAAAGAGACCAGUUUUGUUCUCUUUAUCUAUAAAUUUUAUGUCUGCUUCCUCUUCUUCUUCUUGUUCGUCUUGCAUAGAGUGAAGAGUUUUUUUGGAUCAUUAAAAAACACAAAAAAAAACUCAUUUCUUUAGCGACUUCUUUUUUCUAGACAGCAACAUAAAUAUAAUACCAAGCUUUGAUAUGGGGGUAUGAUUAGUUUAUUUGUUUGCCAAUGAUUGAGUGAGUUGCUUAGUAAGAAAAAAAAAAGGAAGAGAGAAGAGAAAUAUCAAGAAGAUGAAAUCUUUGAAUGACAGUAACAAUGGUAGCAAUAAUAACAAUAAUAAUAGUAACUGGUUGGGAUUUUCUCUGUCACCCCACAUGAAAAUGGAGGUUAAUGGUUCUUCUGACCCCCAACAUCAUCAUCAGCAGUACCACCAUCAAGAAUCUCAACAAGUUCCAUCUUCUGCUGCUGAGGCUGUUCCAACUAGUUUCUAUUUGUCCACUUCUCACUUCAAUGCCCCAUCUGCAAUCUGUUAUGGUGAUAAUGUUGCCUUUCACUCUCCUUUGUCCGUUAUGCCACUCAAAUCUGAUGGCUCUCUUUGCAUUAUGGAAGCUCUCUCUAGAUCACAACCUGAAGGGAUGGUGUCAAGUUCAUCGCCAAAACUUGAGGAUUUUUUAGGUGGUGCAACAAUGGAAACACAUCAUUAUGGCAGCCAUGAAAGAGAGACAAUGGCUUUAAGUUUAGACAGUAUGUAUUAUCAUCACCAAAACACAGAGCAAGAAGCUUCAAGGCAACAUUCUUUUCAACUUCAUGAUGAACCUUACAGGCACCAAGAUCAGCAUUUCUCAGUUCAAAACCAUCCAUAUUAUGCAGCACUAUCAUGCCAUGGAAUGUACCAAACCUCGUUAGAUGAUACCACAGCUAAAAAUACCCAACUCUCUGACUGUGAUUCAGGAAUUCCUCAAAUGGGCGUUGAUGAUGGGAUUACUGGUUUGAAAAACUGGGUCUCUCGACAUUAUUCCACACCUCCUACUCAUAAUGCAUUUGAGCAGCAGAUUUCUAACAGUAUGGCUGAUAACAAUAAUAAUGGAGCAGCAGCUUCUGGGUCUACUGGUACUGUAGGUUAUGGUGAUUUACAGUCACUUAGCUUGUCAAUGAGCCCUGGCUCUCAAUCUAGUUGCAUAACAGCUCCGAGCCAGAUCUCACCUACUGCUACAGAAUCUAUGGCUCUGGUGGAAACAAAGAAAAGAGGGUCUGCUAAAGCGGGUCAAAAGCAGCCUGUUCAUAGGAAAUCUAUUGACACAUUUGGCCAAAGAACUUCACAGUACAGAGGAGUAACAAGGCAUAGGUGGACAGGUAGAUAUGAGGCUCAUCUGUGGGAUAAUAGUUGCAAGAAGGAGGGUCAGACCAGAAAAGGAAGACAAGUUUAUCUUGGUGGAUAUGAUAUGGAAGAGAAAGCUGCAAGAGCUUAUGAUCUUGCUGCACUUAAAUACUGGGGCCCUUCAACUCACAUUAAUUUUCCAUUGGAAAAUUACCAAGAUGAGCUUGAAGAGAUGAAGAACAUGAGCCGACAGGAAUAUGUAGCGCAUUUACGAAGGAAAAGUAGUGGGUUCUCUAGAGGGGCCUCAAUGUACAGAGGAGUAACAAGGCAUCAUCAACAUGGAAGGUGGCAAGCAAGGAUCGGCAGAGUUGCAGGAAAUAAAGAUCUUUAUCUUGGGACUUUCAGCACUCAAGAAGAAGCUGCAGAAGCGUAUGAUAUCGCUGCGAUCAAGUUUCGUGGUGUUAACGCUGUGACCAACUUUGACAUAACUAGGUAUGAUGUUGAGAGGAUCAUGGCUAGCAAUACGUUGCUAGCCGGAGAUUUGGCUAGGCGAAACAAAGAGACUGAGACGAAUAAUGUGGCGAUCGAGUAUAACAACAACCCAUCAGCACAGACUAAUGCUGAAUCCUUACAGAUUGAGAACAAUGCCACAGAUUGGAAAGUCAAUGCUUGUGGUGAUUCUGUUGACCAGAAGUUGAUGAACAUGGGAGAUUAUAGAAAUUCGUCGUAUCCGUUGGCAAUGCAAGAUUUAAUGGGUGUUGAUCAUUCUGUUAACUCUAGCCAACAUGUGGUGAAUGAAUCAAGCAACAGGGUGGGUCAUCAUUCGUCGAAUCCAUCAUCGUUGGUGACUAGUUUGAGCAGCUCAAGAGAAGCUAGCCCUGAGAAAACGGGAACCACAAUGCUGUUUGCUAAGCCUCCAUUGGCUUCAAAGUUCAUUAGCCCAACCGGUGGUGGUGCUGUUAGUGGUGCACCUUGGUUUCAGUCAGCAGCAACUCAGCUCUCAAUGUCUCACUUGCCAGUUUUUGCAGCUUGGAAUGAUACCUAAAAUACCCUCGCAGUUGAAUUUUGCAUGCAGGAAAAAAAGUAGGAUUCUUGUUUUUUCUGUGUAAUCUUUGGUAGGUAGUGGAGGAAAUUAGAGGAUUAAUGCAAGAAUCUUGAUCUGUCUGUAACCGACUUUUGUCUAAAAUAUGAACCUUUAGGAUUCAUAUUGAAAAAUUGGUGGGAAUUAAAGGAUGUAAUGAUUAAAUUCUAUGAAAUGAUGGUCUCUUUUUGUUAA